Messenger RNA from Fusarium oxysporum Fo47, 474 nucleotides. RefSeq names its product PLP-dependent transferase. Gene Ontology annotation, molecular function: carbon-sulfur lyase activity; pyridoxal phosphate binding. Bases 1 to 474 code for a protein of 157 amino acids. The transcript is spliced from 3 exons. Gene Ontology annotation, biological process: transsulfuration. The record is from RefSeq and is a predicted model, not a curated record. Gene Ontology annotation, cellular component: cytoplasm. NCBI's taxonomy places the organism in Eukaryota, Fungi, Ascomycota, Sordariomycetes, Hypocreales, Nectriaceae.
AUGCAUAGCGGGAUAAAGUAUAUUGGAGGGCACUCGGAUAUGCUUUGCGGAGUGCUCAGCUUCCGUCCUGAUAUCGAGGCAACAGAAAGCUGGAUUGACAAAUCAAGAGGUGAACGUGUUUCCCUUGGCAGCGUUAUGGCAAGUCUUGGGGGCUGGCUAGGCGUGUGGAUAAGGAGCGCUGGAUUCUUGAUAAACAGGCUUCCUACGUCUGCCAAAGAGCUGGGACCCGUCGGAGAAGUAGUAGCCCAAGGCGAAUCUUCGUGGCUGCGGAAACAGAUCCCCCACGGUUAUGAUGGUGUCUUCGCACUCGUGAUAAAAGAUGAAAGGCUUGCCAGGAGACUACCCAUCAGGUUGUAUCUGUUGCAUCAUGCGACCAACCGUGGUGGCGUGGAGAGCCUUAUUAAAUGGCGAGCCUUAUUGGAUCAGAGCAUCGAUUGUUGUUUGCUAAGGAUAAAUGUUGGAGUUGAACACUGA